Molecule: messenger RNA, 1497 nt
Organism: Diaporthe amygdali
Lineage: Eukaryota; Fungi; Ascomycota; Sordariomycetes; Diaporthales; Diaporthaceae
Exons: 2
Coding region: 1-1497 (498 amino acids)
Biological process (GO): protein localization to plasma membrane; GPI anchor biosynthetic process
Cellular component (GO): endoplasmic reticulum; membrane
Molecular function (GO): glucosaminyl-phosphatidylinositol O-acyltransferase activity
Source: RefSeq, a predicted model, not a curated record
AUGUCUAACUCGACCGCCAGUUACAAGCAGCUCAAGGAGGACUUCGUGUCCAACUUGACAGGAGGGCCUGUCAGCGAGAUCGCAGCGGUGACGGCUGUCUUACCCGUCGGUGCUCUGGUGUGGUCCGUUCUGCAGGGCCGCCAGUCCUUCUUCAAGCCGUACACGAUUAUCGGAUUUAUCGUCGACUACUUCCUCAAUGUCGGGGCCGUCCUGCUCGCAAUCACGUUAUACUCCGACAACCCGAUCCUCCUUAUUGUUCUGCUGCUCGCGCCCGCGCUGCUAGUCUACGCUUUCCCGCCAAAUCUCGUGGCCCGGAGAAAGAAGCCUAAGAUCCCGCCUACCGCGCAGGCCAGCAAGACAAAGGGGUCCGCGGCGGGCCUAGAUGUGCUCUCGACAAAGCCUUUCCUGACCAUCUUCCGAGGGUCUAUGCUCAUCAUUACGUGUCUAGCCAUCCUCGCAGUCGACUUCCGCAUUUUCCCCCGACGCUUCGGCAAGGUCGAGACAUGGGGCACAUCAUUGAUGGACAUUGGUGUCGGCGCCUUUGUCUUUUCGGCCGGAGUCGUGGCUGCGAGGCCUGUAUUGAAAGAACGCGCAGAAGGCCGUGGAGCUCCACUGUCCCGUCGGCUCCUGUACUCAAUGCGCCAUUCUUUACCACUCCUCGUGCUGGGUGUCAUCCGCCUGCUUAGCGUCAAGGGACUCGAUUACGCCGAACACGUCACCGAGUACGGCGUGCAUUGGAACUUUUUCUUCACGCUGGGCUUCUUGCCACCCUUUGUGGCCGUGUUCCAGUCGGCGCUGAGGAUUGUCCCAUCGUAUGCUGCCCUCGCCCUCAUCCUGGGGGUCACCUACCAGAUUCUGCUGGAGAGUACUGGCCUCAAGGUUUAUAUCCUCACGGCUCCCCGGGUCGAUCUUCUGUCCAUGAAUAGAGAAGGGGUCUUCAGCUUUUUUGGAUACCUGGCCAUCUUUCUGGCCGGCCAAGACACUGGCAUGUACGUCCUGCCUCGCAACAUCACUCGGAGUGGGUCCAGUGCAGCGGCGCAAAGGACCACUUUGCUCAUGACAAUGGCUGUGUGGAGUCUUGUGUGGCUGCUGCUGUUCUUCCUGUCCACGGACUACAACUACGGGGCGGGACUGUCAGUGUCUCGCAGACUCGCCAAUCUGCCGUACGUCUUGGGGGUGGUUUCCUUCAACUCCGUCCAGCUCCUGGCCUGUUGUCUCGUCGAGACAUUGUUAUUCCCGUCGUUUUACAACGCAGUCGACGCCAAAGCAGAAAAGGAGGCGUAUGAGUUCGCGACUUCCAAAGUACUGCGCGCGUACAACCGCAACGGCCUGGCUGUCUUCCUCAUUGCCAACCUUCUGACAGGCCUGGUCAACAUGACGGUUCCGACACUGGACGUUGGGCCCGUCGUAAGCGUGGGUAUACUGGUUGCAUACAGCGCAGUCCUGACGAGUGUGGCUGUGGCACUGGAUGCGUACAACAUUUCGAUCAAGCUAUGA